GACAGCGACGACAACCACGAACAUCCACAUCGACAUCUCGGACGCCGCACGAUCAGUCAAGAUGCCGAGCCACAAGUCUUUCCGCACCAAGCAGAAGCUCGCGAAGGCGCAGAAGCAGAACCGCCCUAUCCCUCAGUGGAUCCGCCUGAGGACCGGCAACACCAUCCGCUACAACGCCAAGAGGAGGCACUGGCGCAAGACCCGCAUCGGCAUCUAAGCUGGUGCAAGCAACCGCCUCCUCAUCACUCAAAUCGAACUCGGAGCCUCACGAUGUCUACGUGCGAAACGGAUCAAUAGAAGCAGCGACAACAACCGCGCCAUGGUUGCGCUGUUCUUCGUCGGCCGGGACAAUUGCAAAAAUGAUGGGUGAUGAAGUUGUGGAUGGGUUCCUUUAUUCGUCGUCGUCAGGGUGGCUUCUACAGACGUCGAUGGGAUGCUGCUUUUCGAUUUGGGCGCUUUGAGUGGGAUAUGGGAAUGUACGCAGGUUAAAUGAAAAUACCUUGCCGUCCCGCCAAA
Molecule: messenger RNA, 516 nt
Organism: Aplosporella prunicola CBS 121167
Lineage: Eukaryota; Fungi; Ascomycota; Dothideomycetes; Botryosphaeriales; Aplosporellaceae
Exons: 3
Coding region: 62-217 (51 amino acids)
Biological process (GO): translation
Cellular component (GO): cytosolic large ribosomal subunit; ribosome
Molecular function (GO): structural constituent of ribosome
Source: RefSeq, a predicted model, not a curated record